Messenger RNA from Hippoglossus stenolepis (Pacific halibut), 1187 nucleotides. Its product is annotated as integumentary mucin C.1. The transcript has 7 exons. The coding region runs from base 103 to 1116 and encodes 337 amino acids. NCBI's taxonomy places the organism in Eukaryota, Metazoa, Chordata, Actinopteri, Pleuronectiformes, Pleuronectidae. The record is from RefSeq and is a predicted model, not a curated record.
CAUGUAUAAGUCAUGCAUGCAUUCAUCACCUGUAGAGUAUAUAAAGUGCCUCUCUGUUGAUGAGAGGUCGUAUAAGGAAUCUGCUGAACUUACCUGUUCAUCAUGAUGAAGCUGCUUCUUUCUCUGACUCUCAUCUGGGCGCUCUCCAGCACAGCUGAAGCACUUGAGUGUGAAACUUGCACAAAUGCUGACUGUUCAACCACAGCAGCAGUUACAUGUGUAACAGAGACGAUGUGUAUCACAGCUUCCAUUCAAGCCGUUUCAUCUGGGACUACUGGACAGCAAAUCUACAAGGCCUGUGCACCCCCCUCCCUGUGUCCAUCCACAGGCUCUCAGACAUUUUCAGUAAACUUGGGUGUUUCGAGUUCACUUGCAAGUGCUACAUGCUGCAGCACAGACAACUGCAACUCCGUCACUCUGCCUUACCCUGUGGUUCCAGCAGAUAACAGUCUACUGUGUCACGUUUGUAACCCCAUCACCUCUGAUUGCAGCCUUUCAAUACAAUGUAAGGGAACAGAGGAUCGCUGCUUUCAAGCCAGUGUGACAAAUGGGGCCGGCACCUCUCCAGCCUUUGGCUGUGCAUCUUUAAAUCUGUGUGCAGCUGCUACCAUCCUGGGGACACUGCCUUUCAUGCAAGAUGUUGGUACCAUUACCAGUGGACCAGCCUGUUGUGGGACUAGUUUGUGUAACACUCUCACUACAACAACAACAACCACGACCCCAACGACAACAACCACUACCCCAACUACAACAACCACUACCCCAACUACAACAACCACUACCCCAACUACAACAACCACAGGUGAAGCACUUGUGUGUGAAACUUGCACAAAUGCUGACUGUUCAACCACAGCAGCAGUUACAUGUCCCACAGGCACGAUGUGUAUCACAGCUUCCAUUCAAGCCGUUUCAUCUGGGACUACUGGACAGCAAAUCUACAAGGCCUGUGCACCCCCCUCCCUGUGUCCAUCCACAGGCUCUCAGACAUUUUCAGUAAACUUUGGUGUUUCGAGUUCACUUGCAAGUGCUACAUGCUGCAGCACAGACAACUGCAACUCCGUCACUCUGCCUUACCUGUGGUUCCAGCAGAUAACAGUCUACUAUGUUAUUUUGUGACCCCAUCACCUUUGAUUGCAGCCUUCCAAUACAAUGUAAGGGAACAGAGGAUCGCUGCUUUCAAGCCAGUG